AUGUCGCAACACACAACACAAGUGCACAAACAUAACACAACCCCCUUUACCCCCAAGUUCUCCGCGUCCCUGGUGGCGAGGUUUCCUGCAUUAGAACAGCCCAAGACCUCGUUACCAAAACAGGCCGAGUCUCGACACAGGCUUCUGAAGCGGGUGGCUAAGCCGUUGGAUCCACAAUCUAAACGCCCCAAGCAACGAGUCCAGGUGCCCUAUGCUAACAAGCACCUACGGAGGCCCGUCAAACAUACUUUCUCGGGCAGAGUGCAUGACCUGAAUGUGGCCAAAAUCAUCAAGACUAGCUCGCUGAGGAACGGCCACAUGAUGCAGAGCGUGUCUUCGUCCGUGGACUCGGGCCGUUCCAAGUCUCUGGAGGCCCAACACGAGGACAGACUCCAAGACUUUGCUUCCAAACAGCUCGAGUUCAGAGAGUAUAUGAAGCAAGUGAACAGUGGGCACGUUCCAGACGCUUCCGACCACUCUCGCAGUGUGUCUCCUGCUUCGGUGGCGGACUCGUUGUCUUCUGAAAGCUCCAAGGAGUCUUCUCCGGGCGUUGAAACGAAGCAACCGGACUUUUGUCUAGCUACAAGUACAAGUACUGAGAGAGCCCCCUCGUAUCCAUCGUCACGUGAGCUUGAAGAGAGCUAG
Molecule: messenger RNA, 645 nt
Organism: Yarrowia lipolytica CLIB122
Lineage: Eukaryota; Fungi; Ascomycota; Dipodascomycetes; Dipodascales
Source: RefSeq, a predicted model, not a curated record